Molecule: messenger RNA, 409 nt
Organism: Micropterus dolomieu (smallmouth bass)
Lineage: Eukaryota; Metazoa; Chordata; Actinopteri; Centrarchiformes; Centrarchidae
Product: Parkinson disease protein 7 homolog
Exons: 3
Coding region: 96-362 (88 amino acids)
Biological process (GO): guanine deglycation, glyoxal removal; protein deglycation, glyoxal removal
Cellular component (GO): nucleus; cytosol
Molecular function (GO): protein deglycase activity
Source: RefSeq, a predicted model, not a curated record
ACAUUUCUCCUGUCAAAACCUCACUGCGGAGCUUGCCAGUUGCACAUUGAAGUUAGCGUCUUUGCACUUGGCAGUAGCAUAACUGCAAGCUAACCAUGGCAGGCAAGAGGGCGUUAGUAAUCCUGUCUAAAGGCGCAGAGGAGAUGGAAACGGUUAUUCCUGUGGACAUCAUGCGUAGAGCUGGGAUUGCAGUGACGGUCGCAGGACUAACGGGCAAAGAGCCAGUCCAGUGCAGCAGAAACGUCGUCAUUUGUCCUGAUGCUAGCCUAGAGGAUGCCAGCAAACAGGGCCCAUAUGAUGUAGUGCUUCUGCCCGGAGGAAUGCCAGGGGCCCAGAAUCUGGCUGAGGUGAGAUAUACUUAGAGAAACUACACAUAAAUGGCUCAAUUUCUUCAUGUUUUGAUCUGCUA